This is a messenger RNA of Hemibagrus wyckioides, 2354 nucleotides long. RefSeq lists its product as uncharacterized. The transcript is spliced from 9 exons. The record is from RefSeq and is a predicted model, not a curated record. Lineage: Eukaryota; Metazoa; Chordata; Actinopteri; Siluriformes; Bagridae. The coding region runs from base 1426 to 2136 and encodes 236 amino acids.
UCUAAAUAUUUGUACAGUUUGUCCAAAUACAUGUGCAUAACAAUUUACACUUAACUGCAAUUGUUAGUGUGUGCUUUUAUGUGUACAUGUGUGUAACACUGUAACCCUUGAUAAGUAAUCCAACUUUACAUAGAUUUUGUUGUAUGUAUUUAAUACAAAGAUUUACCAUUUUAAUUAGGCUUUUGUCAGCAUCACAUUCCAACAUGGAGCAAAUGACACAGUAGUCCGAUGCCUUGCCUAAACAAACACAAGUUCCCAUAAACUUUUUGUGCUUCUAUCAUGAAAUAUGCGUGACUGAGGCAACACCAUUAGAUGAUUAUUGUGGAUAUUUCAUUACUCUAGAGCCCACCCUGAAAUUCCAGGAGGGUCCAGACUAUUUCCAAUCGGGCACAUGUCACAAAAUCUGAAGUCGUCUGAACUCCACUGAUGUCUCCCACUGAAAGGAGAUGUUCAGCAAACUGCAGAUAAGAAUCAAUCAGGAUAUAAUAUUUUCAAUUUGUCACCAUGUGAGUACAUAUCUUCAGUUCUGAGCUGAGGUUCAGCAUGAAUCUAUUCAGUUCAGCAUGGGCAUGCAAUCCACCAUGACAUGCAAUGUGCAGUGGUACAGAGCUAAAGCUGAAGAACUGAAGAGCUGAAGCACUAUAUUGUGGGCCAGAGCAGUGCUUUACGGUGACUUAACGACAUUGAUGAUAACCUACUUCUGACUUUAGUAUGUUUUUAGUUUUAAGGCACACAACUUUAUCAGUUUCUUUCUGUAUCAGGUUCAGUUAGCGGAUAUUUUAAACACGGCACACAGUCUUGUGUCGAUGUUGAACAGCAGGCUAAGUUCGUCAGGGAAUGUCAGGCCAGUCAGACAGGGAAAUACAAGUCAGUCUCCUGAGGGCCCGGGAGCCCAAAGAGAGUCCCCUCAACAGACAGGACAAGUAGUAACGAGGCCCCAGAGCAGUGGCUUUGGACAGUCAGUGCAUCAAGAAAUGGCUAGAUCAUUUCCUGGACUUUUCCACAAAGAGGCCAAAGGCAAAAGACGUUUUGCACCUUAUGCACAACCACAAAAGAGUUUUUUAGUUAACUUUUUUCUGCUUGAUAAACGUCCAAAGACACCCAAAGGAGAUGAGGAGCUCCAGCUUGUACUGGCUGGACUUGGAAAACAUUCACUAACAGUAAACAUCACACAUUGAGUUGACAGAUUUGCUUUGGAACACAUAUCCAAGACUUAAAAGUAUCUUUGGUGGCUGGUUGCUACACAAAUCCACAGGUGGGGGUGGGCAACACAAAUUGGCUGUUAUUCCUCCUGACUCAAAUGGAUACAAUGGGCAGCAGCUAAAAGGAGUGAGUGGAAAUGGAAAGUGUACACUGUACAUAGCUCCUUUACAAGAGCAAAUUGACACCACUCCAUUACCAGCAGAAGCAAAAGAAUUUGAAAACAUGCCCAAAGCCUCAUGCACCAUCUGCAGAAAGAUGGUUCCACUUCAGGCUCUUCCAGUACACAUCAAGAGCUGCAGGAAGGAGAAUAUAGAUCUGUGCAGCACUUCUGAGGAUGAAGCCUUCACCCAGGACCAUUUGCCACCAGUGUGCCCAGAAAACCAGGCAGAGCUGACUGCCGAGUGUCCUGUGUGCAGAGGUGCAUUCGACAUUGAUGUAACUGAGACUCAUGCAUCUGACUGUGGAUUACGGGCUAUUGUACUGCACUCAGCCAUGAGAGUUGUCCCCAUGCUUGACCAGCUGAGAAAAGGCCUGCAGCUGUAUGACCUGCUGACAGUUAUGAAGACACACCCAGACCUUUGUCUGUCACUGUUUGUUCCAGGGGAAGAUGAUAGGGUGGAUGCAGCCUUUGUCCUGGAAAAAUGUCAACCUGACUUCAGUGAGAAGGGCUCUGUGAAGUACAAUAAAGAAGUAAACAUCAUGAACUUUUUCCAAGACUUCCUACAAGAGAUUGAAGAUUGUGAACAAGGUGGCCGGAGUGACCAGGAAAGUAGUGAAGCUCUACAGGAAGUGACUGUUGCCAGAAUCAUGCAGUGGAUGACAGGACAGGCCCACAAACCUGUUCUACCAUGUGAGAAGAAGGACUUCAUAAUAUCUGUGAAAUUCUACCAUGAUUGUGACACAUCAUACCAUUUGUUUUCCAACUGUAAGUGAAUGUAGUCGCACAAUUCCAUUUCCAGUUGCUCACCUGACAACAUUUGAUGACUUCAAAAACAUUAUGGAAAUAGCCAUAUCACAUGGACAAUCCUUUCAUAGGGUGUGAGAUACUCGACAGUUCUUGAUGAAAUGACAGUGUAGUUACGAGCCAGAGCCAAAACCAAAUGUUGUUUAUAUAUUUUAUGCUGGUUUUUCUGAUGUUUUACCACAUUUAC